Serinus canaria (Common canary) is the source of this 1516-nucleotide messenger RNA. It is a transcript of the gene SNAPC1, whose product is annotated as small nuclear RNA activating complex polypeptide 1. Gene Ontology annotation, cellular component: snRNA-activating protein complex. Lineage: Eukaryota; Metazoa; Chordata; Aves; Passeriformes; Fringillidae. The record is from RefSeq and is a predicted model, not a curated record. Bases 53 to 1132 code for a protein of 359 amino acids. Gene Ontology annotation, molecular function: sequence-specific DNA binding. The transcript is spliced from 10 exons. Gene Ontology annotation, biological process: snRNA transcription by RNA polymerase II; snRNA transcription by RNA polymerase III.
GUGCGGGAGCGCAUGCGCGGAGCGGCCGCGGGGGGAGCGCGGGGCCGGCGCGAUGAGCUCCUUGCCGGGGCUGAAGGAGGACUGCGAGGAGCUGCUCGGCGCCUUCCAGCAGGCAGACACCGUCCGCUUCGAGCGCUUCGCCGAGCUGUGGCGGGAGCGCCGCUUCCACACCAUCUUCUAUGGUAGAAUAAGAGCUUUGGAGAGGAAUAAGAUCACAAAGAAGACUCUAGAUCUGGCCCGGCAGUACUUCUUUCCCCCCUACUCCUUCCAGAUCCGAGUUGGUGCUCUGUACCUUCUGUAUGGGCUCUAUAAUGCCCAGCUUUGUCAGCCAAAACAAAAGAUCAGAAUUGCACUCAAGGAUUGGCCUGAAAUCCAGAAAUUUCAUCUGGAUCUGCUUGACUCCCAGCACUAUGAUGCAGCCUAUAUCUUCAGGAGACUGCGACUUGCCAGAGCCUUCCAUUUCACAGCAAUGCCAAAGCUACUGACCUACAGAACUAAGAAGAAGAUUGAGGAAAAUUAUUUUAAAGAAGAAUUUAAGGACCCUAGUAACAGAGUAAACAGCCUCAUCACUAAUGAUGUAUUGGAGGAACUGAUGAAUGUUCAUGACCACUACCAGAAAAUGAAGUGUGUCAUUUCAGCUGACAAAUCCCAGCCAGACAAGGCCCUGAGCUUGAUAAAAGAUGACUUUGUGGUUAAUCUCAAAGACAUAACCUUGGAACAUCAGGAAUGGCAGCAGAGCAGAAUGAAAUUAUUCCGAAAUGCUAAAGUAACUCCUGAAACAGAAAACAAAAAGAAAGAGGAGACUUGGCUAGAGUCAGAGGGUCCUGAAAGAGCAAGUGCCCUGGCCAGAAUCAAAUACAAGUCUUAUUCUGCAGUUGUUGAGGUUUCCAAAUCCAGGAGACAUCGGCAAGUGCAGUUGGAAUCCUCUGAAUCAGGGCCCAGUUGUGGAAAGUCUCCAGGUCGAAGUAAAAAAGCCAGCAGGACACCACAGCCAGCAAGGAGAGGUUCUUCAGAAGUUAGAGGUGAAAUGCAAGUGGCAGAGGAAACUGUAACUCGGCAUAUUGGGAUGCCAGUAAUCACAGAAGAGGACUCAGAUGAAGGAGAAGUAUCUCUCCCCAAGAGGAGAAGAUGACAUUAGAGGAUCCAGUUGGAGAAGCACUAAUGUUAAUUUUAAUGACAAAAUGAAAAUGUCAGAGUUAAAACCAGGUGCUUGUUUUGGAUACCUUUGAACAUAAAAGAAGUAUCUGGGACCAGAACCAUGGAUGAUGCUGGAAUACUGGUAGUGACUGGAAUACUUCAGCUGUCUUAUGGUGCCUUUAUCACCACAAGAUAAAGAUGGUGACCACCUGGUGAAUGCUUCUUGUUGGGAGGCUGAAGUUGCUGUGUCCUGGCUGAGCUGGAAAAAGAAGGCUCAAAAAAUAUUUGCCCAUGUAAGAGAUGUCUAUAAUCCUUUAUCUCUGAACAUAAGGUUGUUGACUGUUGAAAAUUAGUACAAUAAAUUAUUUUUCAUGCUUGA